This is a messenger RNA of Entrophospora sp. SA101, 3240 nucleotides long. The record is from the annotation of a GenBank genome assembly. Lineage: Eukaryota; Fungi; Glomeromycota; Glomeromycetes; Entrophosporales; Entrophosporaceae.
AUGCCAGAAACUCAAAUACUUCCAGUUCAACACAAUUUUGAUAAUGCAUAUUCAGAUGUUGAUGUUAGAAUGAUGAACGGUCAUAUUGACAAAGCUACAGAAGCUUUAAUAAACAAAAAAAUAUCAGAAUUUAAUGAAAGCAUCAACAGACCCGAGGAAGAUAACAGUGAAAAUAAUAAUAAACUUGACCAAAUGCUUAAAGGAAACUCACCAGUAGUUGAUUCAUUUAUAAUUAAUCCUUUGGGUGACGAGUCUCUCAUCAUUUCAAACGAGUCUUUAUCAGAAGAUGAAAAAAGAACAAAAAUAAAUAAAAUUUUUUCACGUGUUGUAAGUAAUGGUAAUGCUGAACAAGUUUCAAAGUUGUUGGAAAAUGCAAAAAAAUAUAUUGAUCUUGAUGCUCAAGAUGAAGACGGAACUACUCCGUUAAUUUAUGCUGCUUGUUUUGGUCAUGAAUCUGUUGUUUAUAUAUUAUUAGAAGCUGGUGCUAAAGUUGAUGCUCAAGAUAGAUUUGGUUGGUCUCCUUUAAUGUGGGCAACGAAUAAUAACCAUCAUUCCACUGUAAAAUUACUUUUGGAUAACGGUGCUGAUGCUGGUGCAAAGUCGGCAAAAGGUCGUACCGUGUUUGAUUUCAUCCCAACUGAAAAUCAAAAAAUUGCCGAAAUAUUCAUCCAUAAUCCUCAACGUGACAGUUGGUCAAGUGCUGGUAGUUUAGGUAGAUGGUCAUAUUGUGGUGAUAAUGAAUCCAAGUUAUACGAACAAUUGGCUGAGGCUGAAAUGAAAAAAAGAAUGUUAAUGGAAAGUUCUUUAAAUUUGGAAAUUGAUUUAUCAAAUAUUCUUCACAUUCUCAAAACUGUCAUCACAAAUAUACAACCAAUACGUUCAAAAGCACAAAAACCUGUACCCGCAAACGUUAUAUUCCUAAGUACUAGAUUUGCUCAUUAUUUCAGUAGUCCUGAAUUAUUAGACACACUUUUACUCUCUGUUAUCGAUUCUAUCGACCAAACUGUCAAGACAAAACCUGAGGAUAUGACUUUGUUAUCAUUUUGGAUUUCAAAUUGUACUUUAUUAUUGUAUUAUUUGAAAAAAGAUACUGGCCUUGUUGCUGCCACUGUGGAAUAUCAAUUAAGAAUCUCGGAACUUUUGCAUGAAAUAUAUGUACUUUUGGUUAGGGAUGCUGAAAGAAGACUUGACAGAGUUUUAGAAGCAUCAAUGUUAGAAUAUGACACCAUCCCUGGUAUUGACGAUGUAAGAUUUGAGGGUGAAUGGAGAGUGUUUAGAACAUUUGUACGUAGAUCACGCAGCCCUCAAAAUGAAUACACCACUGCUACAUCAAAAGGCGCAAGCCUCAAAAGAAGUUCCUCUACAUCCACAUCAAAAUUACCCUCAUUCCGUCCUUCUUCUCCCAGACAGCGUAGCAUACCUUCACCUCGCAAUGUCACCUCUCUUCUGUCAUCCACCUUAUUUGUAUUGCAAACUUAUGGAAUUCAUCCAAUGAUUGUCGAGCAAACACUCAAUCAACUAUUCUACUUUAUAUCAUGUGAACUCUUCAACAAAAUUAUUUCAAAUAAAAAAUACUUGUGUAGGUCUAAAGCAAUGCAAAUCCGUCUCAAUGUGUCCGCAAUUGAGGAUUGGGUCAGGACAAAUAACCUAUCAAUUACAUUGAUAUCACAUUUCAAACCAUUAAUUCAACUUUUACAAUUAUUAAUGUGUUGGUCGCAAAUGACCGAUUUUGCCACAUUGGUUCAAACAACCAAAGAACUCAGUCUCGUCAAUCCUGCUCAAUUAAAACGUGUUAGUAAAAAUUAUCGUUACGAGGUGAAUGAGCCAAGAAUAACAGAGGAGUGUCAACAAUACAUUUUACAACUUGAGGAAGAUACAGAAAGAAGGAAAAAACGUUACUCAACAGAAAGUAUACGGAGUGAUGGAAGCGAUACUUCAAGCAUAAUCUAUCUCACAGUCUCACCAACAGUACCUGAAUGUACCAAUGGUCCAACAAGUUGGGAUGAUGAAGAUGAAUUGAUGGAAAUGAAAGACAGCGAGCUAUUAUUACCUUUUGCUAUUCCAACCAGUACAGAAAUGUUGGCAAAUUAUGGUAACAACGGUGGUAAAGAAAAAGAUAACGAGUUCAUACCUGUUGUGCCAGAUGAAUGGAUGGAAAAAUUAGAUUUGGAUUGUGCAGAUGAAAAGAUUUUUAAUGAGUUAAAAAUUCCUGAUUUAACUGAACUUGAUAGCACAUAUUAUAACUUGGAUCCACAAAAAAUGUGGAAGCUAAAGAGUGGUACCAUUGUGGAAAAAUUUAUAUACAAAUAUGCAAGAAAAUUGUCACAUGAAUCAUGCUUACAUUCAUUUAUCAUUAAUGAUGUUGAUAAAGAAGCAAAUUCCUUAUUUAGUAAAGAAGACUGGGAUGAAAUAUUCUCCUUCAAAGUUAAAAGGAUACCAAAGAUUGAUAAAUCAAUUAUUAAUCUUAUGAAAAAGUACUCAACAACUGAUUUAUCCAACAUUAUGCACACACUCUGGGAAAGUGACAAUGAUGACUCAUCAAAAUUAGAAGGGUGGUAUCAGUUAAACAUAUGGGGUGAAGGGAUGAGUAUGGCUUCAAGUGAUAGAAAGAACCAAGAAAAUUAUGGAACAAAUCGGAAGAAAAUUGGAAGAAAAGGGGAUGGAGUAUUUAGAUUGAAAGGAAGUAGAUUAGAAUUUGGUGCAAUUGAAACCAGAAGAGAGUGGGAGGGUGAACAUGGAAAAAAGUAUGUUAAAGACAGCUUGAAAUUGUGCAAAAUGCUUCAUGAUAUGUUAAUUCAACUUUCAAAAGAAUGCAAUAAUGAUGAAAAAAUCCUUAGAGAAUUACAAACAAUCGAGAUAUUAAACAAUAGAGCAUGUAAUCCACAAUCAGUAGAACCAGAUUUGGCCUUAAAUUUGGAAAUAGCAGACUUGAUUAAUCAGAAAAAACAAAACUAUCCACGGGAUGCCGCAAUGCAUAUAGUCAGACUUGUGAAUCAUCGAAACCCGACUGUUGCAUGGUUAGCUUUAACGGUAUUUAUAAUUUAUGUAUUUAUAAUUGUGGAUAUAGUAAACAUCCGCAGUAAAUGGGAAAAUAUGGGCUCGCCAAAUACAAUAAUAACUUCGGGACCUGAGGCGAUAUCUUUCGCUAGUUUUCCGGUAACAAUGAAAUCAGCGGUUCCUCUGGGAACGAUACGAUCUGAAAAUGUUACAGUGAGUAAGGGUAGUUAUCUUCUUCAAUAG